AUGGAGCUGGUUGGUCACCACAAAAAUGACUCAUUUUCAAGGUCAAACGAGCCCAGAGCAGGAAUGUCCGUUAAGACCUUAUCUAUAGAUCCAGAUGGUCACCACGGCCAAAAAGGGAUCAUUUUCAAGGUCAAACGAUCCCUAGAGCAGUGUAUUUUGACAUUUCAAAACAACAACUACAACUAUGGGCCAUGUGGAAGAGCCAUCGGAGUGGACCUUUUAAACAAUCCUGAUUUAGUAGCCACAGACCCAGUCAUCUCAUUCAAGACAACUAUCUGGUUCUGGAUGAACCCUCAAUCACCAAAGCCUUCUUGCCACGAUGUCAUCAUUGGAAGAUGGAACCCAUCUGCCGGUGAUCGAUCAGCCAAUCAUCUUCCUGGAUUUGGUGUCAUCACAAACAUCAUCAAUGGUGGCCUAGAAUGUGGUUGUGGUAAUGACAACAGGGUACAAGAUCGAAUUGGGUUUUACAGGAGGUAUUGCGGAAUUCUUGGGGUUAGUACUGGUGACAAUCUUGAUUGCGGCAACCAAAGGUCUUUUGGCAGCUAAUUCUAUGUAAUAACUUCAUUAUAUGUUUUGUUGUAUUCUCGCACAAUGCAAGGAUCAACGAUAAAAUGAAGUUAUAAUAAUAUGAUUGUAGUUUGAUUAGUACCAUGGCU
Messenger RNA from Solanum lycopersicum (tomato), 656 nucleotides. Lineage: Eukaryota; Viridiplantae; Streptophyta; Magnoliopsida; Solanales; Solanaceae. The record is from RefSeq and is a predicted model, not a curated record.